Molecule: messenger RNA, 678 nt
Organism: Anoplopoma fimbria (sablefish)
Lineage: Eukaryota; Metazoa; Chordata; Actinopteri; Perciformes; Anoplopomatidae
Product: nucleoredoxin-like protein 1
Exons: 3
Coding region: 1-678 (225 amino acids)
Biological process (GO): photoreceptor cell maintenance
Cellular component (GO): mitochondrion
Source: RefSeq, a predicted model, not a curated record
AUGGUGGACCUGUUCGUCGACCAAGUCCUGGUGAAGAACAACAAGGACCAGGACGAGCUGGACACAGAACGAGAGAUCGUAAUGCACCUGCAGAACCGCAUCCUGAUGCUCUUCUUUGCAUCUGCUGCAUGUGAGAGCUGCCAGCGGUUUGCUCCCACGCUCAAGGACUUCUUCAAACAACUGACGGAUGAAUUUUAUGUGGACCGCGCUGCUCAGCUGGUUCUCCUGUACAUUAGUUUGGACCAGUCAGAGGAAAAGCAAGAAAGCUUCCUCAAAGAGCUGCCCAAGAAGUGCCUGUUCCUGGCCUAUGAGGACCCCUACAGGAGGGAGCUCGAGGCCAUGUUUAACGUGGAGGAGCUGCCCACAGUUGUGGUGCUGCGCCCGGACUGCUCCAUCCUGAGCCCUAACGCGGUGGAGGAGAUAUUGCGCCUCGGUCCGGACUGCUACCGCAACUGGCAGGAGGCAACAGAAAUCAUCAACAGGAGCUUUAUGAUCAGCGAGGAUUUUGAGGGGAAGUCCAUGCGCAGCUUGAGCGACCCUAUGAGGAGGUUGAAGUAUAAGGUGGAAGAUGAGAAGAAGAAGAAAAAAAAGGAGAAAAAGAGCAGAGGGUGGGGUGGAGGUGGAGGUGGAGGAGGAGGGGAAGAUGCAGAGGUGGAUGGAGGAGGGUCACCGUGGUGA